Messenger RNA from Raphanus sativus (radish), 950 nucleotides. RefSeq lists its product as uncharacterized. Gene Ontology annotation, cellular component: mitochondrial matrix. The record is from RefSeq and is a predicted model, not a curated record. Lineage: Eukaryota; Viridiplantae; Streptophyta; Magnoliopsida; Brassicales; Brassicaceae. The transcript is spliced from 3 exons. Bases 67 to 747 code for a protein of 226 amino acids.
GAUUCGUGUUUUAUUCGGCGAAGAAAGAAGGCAACUCGCCGCUGUAUUCGAGACGGAGAAGUAAAAAUGUUGAGAAGAGUGAUCGGUAACGUCGCAGUCCGGCGUCAAUUUCAAAGAGCUCUAUCCAGCAAAUCAGGUGGAAGCGGAAAGCCAAGCGACGUUUCAGCUGCGGUGGACUCGAUGCUGCUUCGUUCCCUAAAGGAACAUUACCUAGAAGUCUCCAAGAUGACUCCUCCUCCCAAAGCGACACCUCCUUCACCGUUCGAGAUUGUGAAAGGAUCGCUCGAGGGAACCGGCGCUGUUCUGAAGAAAUCUGUCGGAAACGAAGAGAUCAGCCUCUUCGUGAUGAGGCUUGCUCACGGAGGUGGUGAUGAUGAAGACGAGGAUGGGAUUAACCAGCUGUUCCUCCACGUGGCUGUGUCGAAGCCGAACCAGGCUGAGUCUCUUCAUUUCCUUUGCGGGCUUUACCCGGAUGCGUUGGGUAUCCACUCUGUUUCCAUGAGGCCGAAGCUCGAGGAUUUGGAGUUGUCUGAUGAUCCUGCUCGUUACACUGGCCCUUCUUUUGAAGAGCUGGAUGAGAAGAUGAGAGACGUAUUCCAUAGCUUCCUGGAGGAGCGAGGUGUGAACGAGAGUCUCUUCCCGUUUCUUCAGGCAUGGCUCUAUGUAAAGGAUCAUCGUAACUUGCUGCGAUGGUUCAAAUCAGUUGGCACGUAUGUGCAUGAGAACCCAUCUGCGGAAAACGCCUAGGGGGGGCUCUCAAUCAGAGAGGGACGUAUCUUCUCAGUCUUUUGGUAGAGGUUUAUGCGGUUAAUUGUUUUGACAAGGCACUGUACCGCUCUUAUAUGAUACAGUUCCAGGGAUCGAGUUACUUUUGCUUCUUUCAGACCCUUCUUUCAAGAAAACAUAUGCAUCAGUGAUGUUGUUUAAGAAAAGUUAAUUUUUGUCAAUUC